Messenger RNA from Prorocentrum cordatum, 1733 nucleotides. Lineage: Eukaryota; Dinophyceae; Prorocentrales; Prorocentraceae. The record is from the annotation of a GenBank genome assembly.
CUCCUCUUCUCGCGACAGAUGAUUCCCACGUGGCUGGUCGGCAUCCUGCGGCUCGGCUGGUCACGCGGCGGAGCAUGACCAAGCAGGCCAUGUGGAAGACAGAGAGGCUCAGCAAUCGCUCCCCUUUUCGUGCCUUCCCAACGCUGCGGAUCCCUAACAUCGUCGCGCUGCAGGUCGUAGUGUCGUGGGCAAUCCUUCUCCAGCAGAGCUUCUAAUGUGGCUGAACAUGCGGCAUACCGUCCUCGCGCAAAUGAUCAUCCAUUCGCGGCGACUCGCGCUGUGAAUCAAGGUCACGAGGUAGACCGUCCUCAUGUGGUAGAUACGUAUGGUGACGCUGCCGGAAACAAUGCAGGCAUUUCAUCCUUAAUGGAUAAACGGGAAUACUUGGGAACAACUAUUCGAGCGACUAAUGGGUUUCUGCCAUGAUCGAACCUCCUGUUUCAACAGGCGUACCUGAAUGAACAGUGCUUUCAUAGCUCAACGGGCCAUCGCAGGUCACAAUAAAUCGAGCAGCGCGACACAUGCAGAGAUGCGAACGAAUGCAAGAGCAAACGCCGCGUUGCGGCCAACUCAAGCCGAGAUCACUUCAGCCGCAAUGAAAGAGGAGGAGGAGGAGGAGGAGGAGGAGGAGGAGGAGGAGGUGGAGGCGCAGCUCGCCGAGCACCGCCAGGGCCUGCCCUCGCCGCCCGCGGCACCUCACGCGCGCUGGCCCCUGCGCCGCAGCCGACGGCGUCGCGGCCCCAGCGCCCGAUGGCGCCCAUUCCCGCCGGCCGCCCCUCGUGCUCGCCGUGAUUCCGGCAGUGCAGCUGAUCACGCUCGCCCGCAUCUCAAACGACGCGAAGAUCGGGACAAAAUCAUAUCGGGAUAAAUCGAAAUCUCUUUACCCCUGAUGAUUCGGGGCUCUGACAUCUCCUCUCCCAACAGAUCGCUGAGCAACAGCAGCGCCCGCCGCCACCGGCCUCCCCGCUCGCAGGGCGCUGCUUCCGGCACUGCGGCCGACCGUGGCUCGCCCCAGCUCUGCCUCCGAGAUUGAUGACGGAGCAGCGACACGGCCUGCUGCCACUGAAGCCUUGCUCGCACGCCCUGGCUGCAGCAUUGAAGCUGAUCGCAUCUGUUUCCAGUGCCGCUUCCAAAAGCUCCCUGAGCAACAACAGCGCGUGCUGCCACCGCCCACCCUCUUGCACGCGCUGAGGCCUGCACUGUAGCUAAUCUCGCUUGGGCACGCCACGAGCAGAGAAAGAAGGCCCUCAUAUCUCGCGGCUCCACGAUGGAUCGGGCUGGCCGUAGAAGUACGUCAGCUCCUCGCCGCGCUUGAUCGAGCGGAGGCUGACCCAAUAGACGCCAGAGCCCUGGGCGCACAUCUUGGUGUUGGGCCUCCAGGAGUGAUUCCCGGUACCACGGCGGCCGGCCCGUCAGCAGCCGCAGGUCCAGCCGGUAGCCCGGCCGCGUGUGCACCUGUGGGAAGCCAUCCGGCGGCAGGCCCCACCUCGCGGGGGGCACUUCUGGCAACACCCGACAUGGGCCGCUCCAUCUCCAGGACCACGACGCCGGCGCCAGGCUUCGCGUGGCGAAGCCCCCGAGCUGCCCGGGGCCCAGGCGCGGGGAGGGCGCGACCCUCACCGGCCAGCGAUCGCGGCGCUCCUCGCGCGGCCGCAGAAAGCGCAUGCCCGCUCCGGCGCGGGGGGGCGUCCGAGGGGGGGCGGGCGUCCGAGAGGGGCGGGGCGCGCCAGUCC